AUGAAACUCCACCUACUUCUGGCUCUUCUACUUGGGACAGUUUCAGCUUUUCAUCUGAGAACUGAAAUGUCCAACAUUGAGAGCCCCUUGGGAGAUGACACCCUGCCUCAGGUUGGGGAGGUACCAGAAAGUGAGGCAAAGGAGAUCCCUGUGGAGGGACUGCUAGAGGAAGAGGAAGACAGGGGCUCUGGAAGUGAAGAUGCCCCCAGGGAAGAGGGGGCUGUUGAGUCCAUCUCAGCCUUGGAUGAGGUAGACAGGGACCUUCAGUGUCCUAAGGAUGAGGACACAGUAAAACUGGAGGGCAUCCCUGGAUGCAAGACCUGCCGCUUCCUCCUGUUAACUUGCCAGAGGUGCUACCGGGGCAGACUCAUCUCCAUCCACAACUUCAGCCUUAAUCACCAGAUCCAGUGCUUAGUCCGACAGAUCGACCAGGGCCAAGUCUGGAGCGGAUGCCAGGUCACCGGCCGGGAGGCCACUGGCGUCGAGCUCCCUGUGGCGUGGGUCUCCCGUUCAUCUGUUCCUACUGAGCUGGAUCUUCCUGGGCAGGCUCCUCCCAUCCCCUCCCCUCCAGCCCCCAGCAAUAAAAUUGUUUUCCUGAAACUGAUUUCUUUCUCUUCCCACCAUUGAUCUACUCUGCUUAGCCCCACCCACG
Molecule: messenger RNA, 652 nt
Organism: Lagenorhynchus albirostris (white-beaked dolphin)
Lineage: Eukaryota; Metazoa; Chordata; Mammalia; Artiodactyla; Delphinidae
Gene: PRG2
Product: proteoglycan 2, pro eosinophil major basic protein
Biological process (GO): immune response
Source: RefSeq, a predicted model, not a curated record